Messenger RNA from Coregonus sp. 'balchen', 2753 nucleotides. The record is from the annotation of a GenBank genome assembly. Lineage: Eukaryota; Metazoa; Chordata; Actinopteri; Salmoniformes; Salmonidae.
AUGACGCGAUGGGCCAGAGCCAACAACGUUCACAAACACAAACCUGCUGAGGCAACACCCUGGAGCCAGCUUAGAACAGGAGGGGGCAGAGGAAGAGGGGGAGGUGGAGGAAGAGAUGGAGGAGCAGGCGGAGGGAGUGGUCGUCCAGGCUCUUUUGGAGGUUCAGGAGGUGCUAGCCAUGGUCCUGGGGGUUGGGGGAGAGGGAGGGGAGGAGGGGGAGACCCUCUGAGGCGAACGCAGCUUGGCGAUGCUGGGAUUAAGAAGCCCUGUCGGAAGAAGAAAGACUACGACAAUGAGGAUGUGAACGGCUUCAUGGAGUACCUUCAGAGUGGCGGGGCGGGAACGUCCAGGCGAGGUGGCGGAGCAGGGAUGGGGGGAGGGAUGGAGGGACUCAGGGAAGAGGUAGAGACAGCCCUGAAGAAAGACAGAAGGAGAGAGGACAGGAGGAUAAAGAGACAGGAUGACAAGAAGAGCAACAUGGUGAGUAAGAUGGGCAGAGAUCAAGGGUAGAGUGACUAAGUUUCCAAUGUUGCUAAUAAUAGUGACACUCAACCUUGUGAUGUUGUCUUACUCUCAUAUCUCUUCCUUCUUUCCUAUCCCUCUCUCUCCCCCUGUCUCUCCCCCUCACCAGGUGUGUUUUAACUGUAGGAAGCCUGGCCACGGGUUGGCUGACUGUCCGGAGGCGGACAGAGACGAGGAGAUGGGGAGGGAUAUUUGCUACCGCUGUGGAUCCACAGAACACGAGAUCCAACGCUGCCGCGCUAAAAUCGAUCCUGCUCUAGGUGUGUGUGUGUGUGUUGUCUGGUGUCCUGACUCCUGGUUGUGUUCUCUAAUUCGAUUUAGAUUCGUUCCGAUUGUUUUUAUUUCUGUACUGAACAAAAAUAUAAAUGCAACAUGGAACAAUUUCAACGAUUUUACUGAGUUUCAGUUCAUAUAAGGAAACCAGUCAAUUGAAAUGAAUUCAUUAGGCCCUAAUCUAUGGAUUUCACAUGACUGGGCAGGGGUGCUGCCAUGGGUGGCCCUUGGAGGGCAUAGGCCCACCCACUGGGGAGCCUGGCCCAGCAAUCAGAAUGAGAUUUUCCUCACAAAAUGGCUUUAUCCGGGUGGCUGGUCUCAGACGAUCCCGCAGGUGAAGAAGCCGGAUGUGGAGGUCCUGGGCUGUGUGGUUACACGUGGUCUGGUGUUGUCAGGCCGGUUGGACGUAUAUUUGCCAAAUUCUCUAAAACAACAUUGGAAGAGAAAUGAACAUUCAAUUCUCUGGCAACAGCUCUGGUGGACAUUCCUGCAGUCAGCAUGACAAUUGUGCACUACCCCUCAACUUGAGACAUCUGUGGCAUUGGGUUGUGGGACAAAACCACAUUUUAGUGGCCUUUUAUUGUCCCCAGCACAAGGUGCAACUGUGUAAUGAUCAUGCUGUUUAAUCAGCUUCUUGAUAUGCCACACCGGUCAGGUAUCCAGGCAAAUGAGAAACGCUCACUAACAGGGAUAUAAACAAAUUUGUGCACAAAAUUUGAGAUAAAUAAUAUUUUUAUACAUAUGGAACAUUUCUGGGAUCUUUUAUUUCAUCUCAUGAAACAUGGGACCAACACUUUACAUGUUGCAUUUAUAUUUUUGUUCAGUGUGUGUAUAUAUAUAUAUAUUGAUUAUUUGUGUACCUGUUUGACAUUAUACUGCAUUGUUAGGAGCUAGUAACAUAAGCAUUUCGUUGCACCCGCUAUAACAUCUGCUAAACUGUGUACACGACCAAUACAUUUUGAUUUGAUGUUAGUUUUUUUUUUCUCUCUCUCUCUCAGGUGAAUACCCGUAUGCAAAGUGUUUCAUCUGUAGUAAGACUGGUCACCUGUCCAGGUCCUGCCCUGACAACCCCAAAGGACUGUACGCCGCAGGUACAACACACACAUGCACGCUCACAAUACUGAACUCUGCUAAUAAAUCAAACUGAGAAUCCAUAACAUUGUCUCCUCCCUUUCUGUCUGUAGGAGGUUGUUGUCGUGUGUGUGGUUCAGUAGAACACUUCCAGAAGGAUUGUCCUGAGCACCAGGCUGCAUGUGAGUAACCAGGAUCCAUCUCUCUAUUCUACAUCAGGAUUGUCUGUUCAACAGACCCAUUUCCCUGCCGCGUCAUGAAAAGUUGCGCACGCAUUACAGAUUCAGAAAAAGCUUUGUUUACCUAACAGUGGAUUCGAUCACAUGCAACUUCAAAUGCAGCUCAUGCAAGUUAACAAAUCAGAGGAUUUAUUAACUAGCAAGCCAGUGAGGCAUGGUAAAAUAUCACAAAUAGAGCUAGAUAAAUACAGAAGAACAAUAAACUUGAACAUAGCUAUAGCCAUCAGUUUUAUGUGUUUUCACGGUCAUCAUUCACUCACUGUUAAGUUUGUCAAGUUCCUGACUUUAGCGUUAGCUAUCCUGCUACAGAGCUUUUUGGCCUGCAUCACUUGAAUGUGACGUCUGUUUGUAAACCAAAAAUGGUUCAAUACACUACAUUUCUGUAUGAACAUCCCUCUUGUCAUUUCCAUUCAAUAUAUUUCUAUCUGAACAUCCUUGUAUGUUCUAUUUCUAUCUGAACGCUCUGUACAGUUAGUCUUUUAUGCGGUCCAAGAUAUUAUGUGACUGACGUGUGUUUGUCCAAUUCCCCCUGUAGCUAACCAAGUGACCUUGGGCUGGCUGUCCAAUAACAUGAGUGCUGACCACGAGGAAGUGCAUGUGCCUGUGAAGAAAGCCCCGCCCAAACAGGCCAAGGUAGUGGUCUUCUGA